Messenger RNA from Penicillium olsonii, 1605 nucleotides. The record is from the annotation of a GenBank genome assembly. NCBI's taxonomy places the organism in Eukaryota, Fungi, Ascomycota, Eurotiomycetes, Eurotiales, Aspergillaceae.
AUGACUCUCUCCACGGUCCUGGCAAUUGCCCUGCUGGGUACGCAGGCCACCGCCCUUCCCGGUAGAGACGAGUCGGCUAUCGUGCGACGAGCUUGUCCAGAAUAUACUUCUUAUGCAUCGACACCACAUGCGCCGUACAGCGGGGGUCCCUUGAACCUGCCCUUCCAGCGGCCCGCGGAAGUAUGCAGGACAUUCUCGUCUCCGGCCGUCGAGAAGGUGAUUGAAGAUAUCACCUCGCGUCUGGUGGACAAGGACCUUGCGCAGUUGUUCCGCAAUUCCUUCCCUAACACUUUGGACACCACAAUCCGGUGGCACCAGAAUGCGUCGACUUCAGCCGGCGCAAAGGGCAAGAGAGAUGGCCCGCAAUGGAGCGGCGUGCAAACCUUCAUUGUAACAGGCGACAUCAAUGCCGAAUGGUUGCGCGAUUCGACGAACCAACUCGUCAACUACCAAUCCCUGGCCGCCAAAGAUAAGAGCCUAUACUCCCUUAUCCUCGGUGCUAUUAGCACUCAAUCCGAGUUUGUGAUUCAGUCGCCUUACUGCAAUGCAUUCCAGCCACCCUCUGCUAGCGGCGUCAAGCCCGAAAACAGCACCCAAAAGGAUACCGUCCACCCUGCAUACAACCCAUCGUUCGUCUUCGAGUGUAAAUACGAAUUAGACUCGCUGGCGCACUUCCUUCAACUGGGUACUGAGUUCUAUGAGAAAACCGGCUCAACCGAGUUCCUGACCGAAAGAUGGUACAAGGCGUUACAGACUGUGUUGAAGACCAUCGAUGCACAGUCGAAACCGACAUUCAAUGAUAAGAACCAGUUCGUUACAAAUCAAUACACCUUCCAGCGCCAAACAAACAUUGGCACAGAGACCCUUAGCUUGUCUGGCGUGGGCAAUCCUCUGAACGGUGAUACCGGUCUGAUUCGCAGCGCUUUCCGUCCGAGUGACGACGCGACAAUUCUGGGAUUCUUCAUCCCCCCUAAUGCCCAGAUGUCCGUGCAGCUCCGGAAGACCGCAAAGGUCAUCAAAGCUGCUGGCGGACCCGCCGAUCUGGCCGCCGACCUCCAGGAGCGUGGUACGAAGCUUGCCAAAGCAAUCCACGAACAUGCCAUCGUCCAACAUCCCAAAUACGGAGAUGUCUACGCCUUCGAAGUCGACGGGUAUGGCUCUCGCAUCCUCAUGGAUGACGCCAACAUCCCCUCCCUGCUUUCUCUUCCAUAUCUCGGUUUUGUGGACAAGUCCGACCCCGUCUAUCAGAACACUCGCAAGAUGAUUACUGACAAGGCAUCUAAUCCUUAUUAUUUGGAAGGACCCCAGUUCCAUGGUAUUGGUGGUCCCCAUAUUGGACUGGAGCACGCGUGGCCCAUGUCCCUGCUUGUGCAGGCCAUGACUUCCGACGACGACGAUGAAAUCCUUGGGAAUCUCAACCUCGUUCGGAACUCGAGUCUACUUGGACUUGUGCAUGAGUCUAUCAAUGUGACCAAUAUCAAGGACUAUACUCGUCCAUGGUUUGCUUGGGCAAAUUCGGUCUUCGCUGAGACUGUGCUCAAGGUUGCUGCUGAGAGACCGCAUUUGAUCUUUGGGGAGGGUGCUGAGCCUUACAUUAUUUCUUAG